Planococcus citri (citrus mealybug) is the source of this 930-nucleotide messenger RNA. It is a transcript of the gene Obp73a, whose product is annotated as Odorant-binding protein 73a. Gene Ontology annotation, molecular function: odorant binding. The transcript is spliced from 7 exons. The record is from RefSeq and is a predicted model, not a curated record. The coding region runs from base 171 to 776 and encodes 201 amino acids. Lineage: Eukaryota; Metazoa; Arthropoda; Insecta; Hemiptera; Pseudococcidae.
CAAGUGUUAGUGGGAUGGUAGAAAGUCCACAUGUUUGGUCAAUUGUCGUUCGUCGCUUAAGCAUUCAAACAUCGCGGUGUAAACGUACUUACACGAUUAUUUUAUUUUAUUAAAAUUAUUUUCGUAUAUUUUUUUUAUUUUUAAAUCGAGUUCCUAUACUUUUUUACAUUAUGUCGAAUAUAUCAAAAAAUUGUUUAUUUAUUUUAAGCUUCGUUUGUUUGUCGUAUUUUCGAGUGAAUUGUGAAGGUGAAUUAUUACAAAAAGGUGUUUCACAAAGAUGCAAAACACCAACAAUAGCUCCUCAAAAACUGGAACGAAUUAUAGGACAAUGUCAAGAAGAAAUUAAAUCUCUUCUAUUACAAGAGGCGCUUGAUGUCAUUGGUAUUGAAAAUCAAGAUGGUACAUCGUUAACUACUCCAACUCGUACUAAAAGGCAAGCGAAAGAUCAAACUGGUACAUUUACAAAUGAAGAACGUCGAGUUGCAGGAUGUCUCUUGCAAUGUGUCUACAAGAAAGUGAAAGCUGUUGAUGAGACAGGAUUCCCUCAAAUCGAAGGAUUAGUAAGAUUAUACUCGGAAGGUGUUCAAGACAGAAAUUAUUAUUUGGCUGCUUUCACAGCUGUGCAACAAUGCAUUGGAAUUGCGGAAGCAGUUAAGCAGCAACAACCUAACCAAAAAUUCGAUGGAGGCCAAAUUUGCGAUUUAGCCUAUGAAAUGUUCGACUGUGUCAGCGACAAAAUCGAUCAGUUUUGUGGAUUAACGCCAGAACGCACAUAAUUGUACUAUAUAGCAGAACAACGCUGCAGAAUUGGAGAUAAAGCACAUGAAGUCAAACACCGGUUACCAAAAUGCAGUCACAUAUAAUUAAGUCUUCUUUUUGUCAUUGUAAAAUAUCUCAACUUUUUUUACACAAUAAAUUAUUAAUUUGUAA